GUGAACGUUAACAUGAUAUGAAGCUGUAUGUUACAGGUUAAUCGGUAGAGAAGCAGGCAUCCUUGCGUAAGCAAUGCCCCUUUCUUAACUGGAAGAAUGGCUGGUAACGGGGGUGGAGGCACAUGGGAUAUCCAGCGGCAGCACUACAAUAGUCAUGUGACGAAUUUAUCCACGCGCGAGGCCCUGCAACAGCGAAGCGAAGGUCCAGCACAGGAGCUCAAGCACUUCCACAACCAUGUCAAGCGUCAACUAAUUUGGCGCUUCGCGCACAAACAGGAUCGCCUGUUAGACCUCUGUUGCGGUCGGGGUGGUGACCUGCAGAAAUGGAAGGACACCCAGAUCAAGUACGUCAAGGGGCUGGACAUCUCGGAGCGCGAGGUGGAGGAGGCGCGCAGGCGCUUUGCGGAGCUAGUGGAGCGGCGGAGAGGCGGCAACCUGCGCUGCGAGUUUGAGGCGGUGGACUGGCUGGGUGAGCGGCCGUACGAGGACCCCGGUGCGGGCCCUGCGUCGUACGGGGUCGUCACGUGCAUGUUUGCGCUGCACUACUUCUUCGUGUCGGAGAGCAGCCUGAGGAUGUUCCUGCACAACGUGGCCAGCAACCUGAGGACGGGCGGCUACUUCCUGGGCACCCUCCCCAGCGGCCACCGCGUGCAGGAGCUGCUGGCGGGGCGGGGGGAGCUGCACACGCCCAUGCUGCGGCUGGUGCGCAGGUGGAAGGACCCCGGCCGUCCCGCGCCCUUCGGCUCCGCAUACACCUGCGACAUCGCCGACACCGUCACCUCCUCGCUGGAGGGCGCCACGGAGGGCUCGCUGGAGUUCCUGGUGGACCUGCCCACCCUGGAGCGCUGCGCCGCGGAGGCGGGGCUGCAGGCGGUGCGGGACUACCUGGACCCCGUGCUCAUGAGCUGCUUCGAGCAGGAGGACAUCGACGCGCCCUUCAAGCGCUUCAAGCCCUUCUUCGCCAGCUCGCUGCAGCUGGACGCCACCCCGCAGCGCCCGCACCCGCUGCCGCCCAGCAGCCUGGAGCAGGCAAGCUCCCUCUUCGUGGCCUUUGUCUUCCAGAAGGUCCCCUCCCCCGAGCUCGUCACCGUGCCCAUGGCCCCCGAGUGCACCUACCUGCAGCCGCCAGCACGCAGACGGGAGGCGGGCGGGCCGCAGGG
Astrephomene gubernaculifera is the source of this 1160-nucleotide messenger RNA. The record is from the annotation of a GenBank genome assembly. NCBI's taxonomy places the organism in Eukaryota, Viridiplantae, Chlorophyta, Chlorophyceae, Chlamydomonadales, Astrephomenaceae.